AUCAGAUCCCACUCCCAGUUUGGUGAUCUCUGCCAGAGAGCCACUGCUGCUUCGUGCUGUCCCAGCUGGACCCUGGGCAACUAUAUUGCUAUUCUAAACAACAGGUCAUCGUGUCAAAAAAUCGUAGAACGGGAUGUCUCUCACACCCUAAAGCUGCUUCGCACAUGUGCCAAAUACUACUACAACGGGACCCUGGGGCCAGACUGCUGGGAUAUGAAUGCCAAAAGGAAGGACCAACUCAAGUGUACAAACGUGCCUCGCAAAUGUACCAAGUACAACGCUGUUUACCAGAUCCUUCACUAUCUAGUGGACAAGGAUUUUCUAAGCCCAAAGACAGCUGACUAUGUCUUACCAGCUUUAAAAUACAGCAUGCUCUUCUCUCCCACUGAGAAAGGGGAAAGCAUGAUGAGCAUUUACCUAGAUAACUUUGAAAACUGGAACGCCUCUGACGGUGUGACAACCGUCACAGGGAUUGAGUUUGGAAUAAAACAUAGACUGUUUCAAGAUUACCUGCUGAUGGAUACUGUGUAUCCUGCCAUAGCCAUUGUGAUCGUUCUGUUAGUUAUGUGUGUAUACACAAAGUCCAUGUUUAUCACGCUGAUGACUAUGUUUGCAAUAAUUAGUUCCUUGAUUAUUUCUUAUUUUCUCUACCGGGUAGUAUUUAAUUUUGAGUUCUUUCCAUUCAUGAAUCUCACUGCAUUGAUUAUUCUUGUUGGGAUCGGAGCAGACGAUGCUUUUGUUUUAUGUGACGUUUGGAACUACACAAAAUUCGAUAAACCUCAUGCUGGAACCUCUGAGACAGUGAGCAUCACAUUGCAGCACGCUGCCCUUUCCAUGUUUGUCACGAGUUUUACUACCGCCGCUGCCUUCUAUGCUAAUUACGUCAGCAAUAUCACAGCCAUCAGGUGUUUUGGUGUUUAUGCUGGCACUGCCAUAUUGGUGAAUUACAUUUUAAUGGUUACGUGGCUGCCUGCCGUAGUUGUAUUACAUGAACGCUAUCUUCUCAAUAUCUUCAGCUGCUUUAAGAAACCUCAGCAGAGGGUGUACAACAACAAAAACUGCUGGACAGUGUUGUGCCAGAUGUUCCACAGGAUUAUUUUUGCAGUUUCGGAAGCAUCCAGGAUAUUUUUUGAAAAAGUUUUGCCAUGCAUUGUUAUCAAAUUUCGCUAUGUUUGGCUUUUCUGGUUCCUUGCCUUAACAAUUGGUGGAGCAUACAUUGUGUGUGUAAAUCCAAAGAUGAAAUUGCCGUCAUUGGAGCUUUCAGAGUUUCAGGUAUUUAGGUCUUCUCACCCAUUUGAACGAUAUGAUGCAGAAUACAAAAAGCUUUUUAUGUUUGAACGUGUUCACCAUGGAGAGGAGCUCCACAUGCCAAUCACAGUCAUCUGGGGUGUCACACCUGAGGAUAACGGUGACCCUUUAAACCCUAAAAGUAAAGGAAAGCUACAGCUAGAUAGCAGUUUCAAUAUCGCUAGCCCAGCCUCACAGGUUUGGAUUUUACGUUUCUGUCAGAAGUUAAGAAAUCAGACAUUCUAUCAUCAGACUGAAGAACAAGACUUCACGAGCUGCUUUAUUGAGACGUUUAAGCAGUGGAUGGAAAAUCAAGACUGCGAUGAGCCAUCUCUCUACCCCUGCUGCAGCCACUGGAGCUUUCCAAUAUGUAUCAAGAGAGCUAUAAUGGAGCUAGAAAGAAGCACAGGGUACCAUUUGGAUAGUAAAACCCCAGGGCCUCGCUUUGACCUAAACGACACCAUCAGGGCAGUGGUGUUGGAGUUCCAAAGCACCUACCUCUUCACGCUGGCUUACGAGAAAAUGCAUCAGUUCUACAAAGAGGUGGACUCAUGGAUUUCGAGUGAGCUUAGUUCUGCUCCUGAAGGGCUUAGCAACGGUUGGUUUGUGAGUAACCUUGAAUUUUAUGAUCUUCAGGACAGUCUUUCUGAUGGGACUCUGAUCGCCAUGGGUCUUUCGGUUGCUGUUGCGUUUAGCGUAAUGCUUCUUACAACCUGGAAUAUAAUUAUAAGCCUUUACGCAAUAGUUUCAAUAGCUGGAACUAUUUUUGUCACUGUAGGCUCUCUGGUUCUUCUUGGAUGGGAGCUAAAUGUGUUAGAAUCUGUCACUAUUUCGGUGGCUGUUGGCUUAUCCGUAGACUUUGCUGUUCAUUAUGGAGUGGCUUAUCGCUUAGCCCCUGACCCUGACCGAGAGGGAAAAGUCAUUUUUUCUUUAAGCCGUAUGGGUUCUGCUAUUGCCAUGGCUGCGCUGACUACCUUUGUAGCUGGAGCCAUGAUGAUGCCCUCUACGGUGUUGGCAUACACGCAGCUUGGCACUUUUAUGAUGCUUAUAAUGUGCAUUAGUUGGGCUUUUGCAACGUUCUUCUUCCAGUGCAUGUGCCGAUGCCUUGGACCCCAGGGCACCUGCGGCCAGAUCCCACUCCCCAAAAAAAUGCAGUGUAAUGCCUUCUCUCAGACCUUUUCCGGAGCCCAAGGAGGCAGAGGUCAGAGUAAAUCACAUCCUGUUAGCAAGUAUCAGCUGGACUCCAGAAGUCCAAAGCCAGAAACAGAGCACGAGCACUAUGAGCUGGAGCCUCUGGCGUCACAAACCAGCAUCUGCAACCCUGCGGAGAAAGUGGCUUACGAAGAAACUCAUAUCUGCUCGGAGCUCUUUGGCAGCAGGCCCCAGACCACAUGCCUGCCUGUGCAUUCAGCCUAUAAUAGCGAAGUGAGUAAAAGCAUAAAAAACGUUGCUGGUUCAGCUGUGCUGCAGACAUCUCUUGACCAACACACCAUCUGCCCCCUUUUCCCUCAGAACAGGCAGUGUAGCUGUCCCGACGCGUAUAAGCAAGUGGCGGUGAAGUGGAGCCCGCACUCAUGUCAGCAGUUAAGCGAUACCUUCUGUUACCAGUGUUCUCCUUCCCCCAGAACUGUACAGAUCCAAAGCUCUCUAGCUCCCAUAAAUGCUUUACAGCAAGCUGCCGAAGGUUACGUGCACCCAGUCCAGCAUGUCCUCCACUGCACCUGCCUUCAAGGAAGGCUCAAAAGAACGAUGACGCAGAACUUGCUGCCUAAAAAUGUUUUCCUCCAGUCAGUGCAGCAGUUCCAGGCACAUCAGAGAAUAAACAGGACAGAUCCACAUGCUCAUCAAAACCCAGAGGAAAACGUAAGAACUGUUCCAAAGGUGCUGAGCUCCUCACAGUUUCUCUGCCGAAACGCCGGAGCUCUAAUAGUGCAUUGCUCGGAAUGCGAGAACAGCCUAUCGAAUAACCAAACGGGAUUCUGCCAGCAGGCGGACACGUGUGAUGAAAAGGGUGGUGCAGAAGCCAACGGCGUUGAAGGCAAGAAACCCUCUCUGUCAAAGCAGAAAAAGAAAGCCGAGGGCAAGGUAGAUGAGCGUUCUUUGCAGAACGACCGGGUUUUGAAGGCUGACCAGAGUGAUAAAAGCCAUCUGCUGAACAGGUCAGGGAGAGAGGCUCGCUACGAGGGUUGCCGUGAGAAUUCACACUGUUGCAGCAAGGCUAUCGCAGUGAAGUGCAAUUCUGUUGACUGUCAAAUGCCAAACAUCGAAGCCAAUGUGCCUCCUAUGUUAAUGCGCCCAGAACUUUCCAAUGAAAGUUUGUUAAUAAAAACACUAUAAUAA
Molecule: messenger RNA, 3627 nt
Organism: Eurypyga helias (sunbittern)
Lineage: Eukaryota; Metazoa; Chordata; Aves; Eurypygiformes; Eurypygidae
Gene: DISP1
Product: dispatched homolog 1 (Drosophila)
Cellular component (GO): membrane
Source: RefSeq, a predicted model, not a curated record